CAAAAACUUUAUGUCACUACUUCAAAAGUGGGAUAUUUUGAGAAAACUUUUGUUAGAAUUAAGAAAAAUGUAUUAGAGAAACUUACUUAAUUACCUACGUUAAUUAUUUAAGGUUGUGGAGUGAUUUAAGUGCUUAAAAGUGACCAUGAGUUCAUUACUUUCCGCCGAACUUUCAGCCACUUGCAAUGCUUUGGGAACCUUCAAUAAAAAGACUGGGAAGUAUUUAAUAGACGAUUUUACACUUAACACAGUUAAAGAUCUAAUCAGAUAUUUGAGACGUGAUGGCGAAGACCACGAAAUUCGCAGACACUUCGGACAAACUAAAGUGCUACAAACGGAUUUGUUGCCAAUGUUGAUUGACCAUUGGGAGAAAGAGGAACUUUUCGAUGUAACGCUAAGAUUAAUUGUAAACUUAACAAAUCCAGCCCUCCUACUAUACAGAGAGGAGGUGCCCGUAGAGAGGACGGCUCGGCACAACUAUAUGCAAAUACUCUCACACCUGCAGUCGUACAAGGAGGAGGCUUUCACCAAAGUUGAAACAUGGCAGGUGUUUGCCAAGAAGUUGGCUAAAGUUUUAGAAAUAGACUGGUCAGAAAGGGAUGAAGAUACAGGUCUGAUCAUAGAGAGGAUUCUUAUAUUGAUCAGAAAUGUGUUACAUGUGCCUGCUGACCUUGAUAAAGAGAGACGCCCAGAAAAUGAUGCUAGCAUCCAUGAUCAGGUUUUAUGGGCUUUAAACCAAGCUGGAAUCUUGGACAUAAUCCUAUAUAUGUCAUCUGAAAAUGAGAAGCAAUACUUCAUGCAUAUACUAGAAAUAAUAUCUCACCUGUUAAGAGAACAGAAUCCUACCAGUUUGGCUGAUGCAGCUCUUCAGAGAAGCGUGGAUGAGAAAUUGAGGGAUGAUCAGGAAUUACUUAUGAUUAGGAUGUCAGAGACUAAAGAGAGAUUGAACAAAGUGAAACAAUACUCUGCUACAAGGCAUUCCCGAUUUGGAGGUACAUAUGUUGUGAAGAAUAUGAAGUCCAUAUCAGAGAACGAGCUCAUCAGCCUAAAGCCACUCAACAAGAUAUCCAACUUGGACUUCAACGGCAGCAAGAAGUCCAAGCUGGUGAAACCAAAGAAUAGAAGGCCUGUCGAGAGUGGAUUCAUGGAACGAAGAUCAGCAUUUGCUAUUAGAUUAUUCUUAAAAGAGUUUUGUAUAGAGUUUCUAAACACAUCAUACAACCCGAUGAUGCACUACGUGAAAGAUGUGCUGGUCAGAGCGAAAGCGCAACAAAACGACGAGUCGUACUAUCUGUGGGCUAUGAAAUUCUUUAUGGAAUUCAAUAGGGGACACAAUUUUCAAGUCGGAUUGGUCAGCGAAACAAUGUCAGUGCCAAUGUUCCAUUACGUACAACAGCAGUUGGAAAAAUACUAUGACAUGAUAUCAGUUGAGAAGAAAAAGUUCUCACCUUGGGUACGAAGGUUACACCUAUCGCUUAGAGCCUACAAAGAGUUGCUCCAUACUUUGUUAGCCAUGGACAAGAGUACUGACGAAGGUGUUAAAGAAUCAGCGAAGGUGUUGAAGAGUAAUAUAUUCUAUGUAUUGGAAUAUAGGGAGUUCAUAUUGUCUAUUUUCCUGAAUUACGAUGAAAAUAAAAUGCCCAGAUCGUAUUUAGUGGAUCUGGUAGAAACAGUGCAUCUAUUCUUGAAGAUGUUAGAACAUUUUUGCAAGAAAACGGGCCUCAUGGUGCAGAAGAAGGUACGCAAAAAGGCCAAGGCAAAGUCUAAAAAAUCAAAACCCCGUGUCUCAAAGCCUAAAGAAGCACCGGUGACCGUAUGGGAAGAGGUUCGGCCUCAGCUAGCGGCUGUACUGAGCGCGGGCGUAGACCACUACCCGCCGCCCUUCGACGCGGCCUCCGAUGUACCGAUCGACCAACAAAAAGAGGACUGCAUGAAGAAAAUACAGAAAUUAAUGCGCGAUCACAAAUAUGAAGACGCAGUUGGAACGUUCAGGGCUGCGAGGGAAGUAUGGCCCGAGGAGGGUAUAUUCGGAGUGGCCGGUAUACCAGAAGAUGAGGAAUUGGACAUGCUGGAAACCGUCUAUAACACUGACAUGGGAGUGGAAGUAACAGAAAUCGAUCAAGAGGACUCGCACAAUGAUUCUGAUGACGACGAAGAAGAUGAGGAAGAAGAUGAACCGUCCACAGCCGUCGUGGAGACAGACUUUGACUUUAAAGACUUUGUUUUGAGGUUCUGUCACCCGCGCGUAGUCAGCGCUUGUGUGUGUCUUUUGGAGCGUUACGACAAAAACACAACACACACGAACCACUGCAUCGUGAAAAUGCUGCACAGGAUCGCUUGGGACUGCAACCGGCCGGCAAUGAUGUUCCAAGCCACUCUAUUCCUGAUAUUCCAGAGGAUCCUCCACAACCCAGUACCGCAUUUAAAGGAAUUAGAAAAGUUCGCCGUGUACGUUCUAAGGAAAUUUACCGAAAUAGCGUCGAAGAGCGGCAAAGUUUUCAUCGAACUAUUGUUCUGGAAAAAUUCUAAAGACGCCGUCGAAAUUGAGCACGGCUACGACGUUCACAGCGACCCGAGGGAUAAGCCCGGCAAGGGGGGGUGGAGUGAGGCGCAGGAGGAGGAACUUCGCCAACUGUAUAUGGAGAACCAAAGCAACCCUGAAACGGAUCAGGAUGUAAUAGAUUGGAUGUUGGAGAACAUAAUCGACCAAACCAGAACCCGUCGCAGUGUUAUCAAGAAGCUGAAAGAGCUCGGCCUCAUAUUCAAAGCGCCGACAAAGAAGGUAAACCGUGAGAAAAGGGAACACGUCCCGAAAGACUUCAGCGAGGAAGAAGAUGAAAUGUUAAGAGAACUGUGGCAACAAUUUGGCGAUACAACCGAUCCAAUGGCACUGAUAUUACCCCGAAUGCCUCGUAAGCGAUCUAAGCGCAGUUUCGUAGACAGAAUGCUAGAGCUCGGCGUAGUACAGGACAGGAAACAAUGUCGCAAGAAGAAACAAAGGAAAGCUAAAAGCACCGCCGAUGACGACAAAUCGAACGAAAGUUCUUCAGAGUCUGAAAGUGAGGCGUCACAUUCCGACAGCGACGCCCCGCCGCCCACAAUAAACAUCAAACCGAAGAAAACCAACAAAAAGGACGCUGGGAAAAAACAACAAAUUAAAAAUAAAAAGGGAGCUAAAAGUGUGGAGCUAAGUGCCAAUGAAAUUGCAAAACUGCUGGUGCAAGCUGUCGAUGAGGGUUUCACAGAAGCUUUAAGAUGGCUAGCAGAAAAUCUAGAAGAAGUAGCGUUGGAUCAGGAAGCUGAAGGUUUUGAUCCUACAGCAGAAGGUACUGCACUAGUUCCCAUAUCGAGUGAAUCUAUUGAAGCUAUGGAUAGUGCUUUAUUCCUUGAAGUAUUGAAGAGUAUUGGUAUUGCACCGCCUAGUGAUGAACAGGAAAUCUACUGGAGAAUACCAAGUAACUUACACCAUGAAACCAUUCGUAAAAGACGAGAAAUAAUUUUAAAAGCGAUUAACAAAGAACUCAUCGUUGACAAUUCAAUUACAAAUACAGUCGUUCCAAAAUCCGCAAAUAGUCAAGAGCCAAUAGACAAAGCCGAAUCGAGCGAUGACGAUGAUUUAUUCGAUAAUUUGCGUAAAAUACGAGAUAAUAAUCCGGUUAUAAGUGAUAAUGUGUCAAAUAAAAGUGUAUCGAAUAAUAGAAACACAUCGAAUCGUAAACGAAGUCGAAGUAACGAUCCCGAUGAAGGCAAUAAUCGAAAGAUGCAGAGGAUCGAGGAAGUUAAUGAUGAGGAGGAAGAUAUUUUGUCGUUCGCCAAGAAGACUUUGCAAACUGAUUUGCCUGAUACUGAGGAUAUACUGAGUGGACUCCCGCAUCACAGUGAUGACAGCGAGCGGGAAGACGAGGCGGCUCGCGCGGGGGGGAGACGCAAAAAACUACGAGUAAUUAGCGACGACGAAUCUGAAUGAGCAAUUUAUUAAACAUUUCUUUAAUUA
Molecule: messenger RNA, 3994 nt
Organism: Bicyclus anynana (squinting bush brown)
Lineage: Eukaryota; Metazoa; Arthropoda; Insecta; Lepidoptera; Nymphalidae
Gene: timeout
Product: protein timeless homolog
Exons: 22
Coding region: 146-3967 (1273 amino acids)
Biological process (GO): DNA replication checkpoint signaling; replication fork arrest; DNA repair
Cellular component (GO): replication fork protection complex
Molecular function (GO): DNA binding
Source: RefSeq, a predicted model, not a curated record